UUCCAGUUUGAACCUGAGAGCCUUGAAAUGGAAAGAAAUGCAAGAAUGAGAGGAUGAAGAGGACAAACUGAGGAAGAGGAGGGAUGAAGAAGCUGGCUGGAAAUGCUAACGGGACGGCUAGCUGCUAAGAGGAGCGGUUUAAGGCAUGGCGUGGCUGCUCCAGAGUCGUGGCUCUCCCAGGUUGGUGCUGGUGGUGGUCUGCGUUGCUCUGCUGCUCGACAACAUGCUGCUCACCGUCGUCGUUCCCAUCAUCCCAACCUUCCUGUACGCCAUGGAGCAUCCGGAACCACAGACCGUCCCGGACGCCGCGCCCUCCCGGACCUCCAGCAGCAGAACCGCCACCCCGGGUCCAGAGGCGCAGCAGAACCCCCGGCCACCCCCGAUGGUGUCUUUAUUUAACAAUGUGACCUUUGACCUGCAGGAGAGCCGAGCUGAGGCUGCUGCAGAGCUGCUGCUGGCCAACCAGACCUCCAACAUGUCGGACUCCUCUUGUCUUCAGGACAGUGUUUUCCUGGAGAAGGAAAAUGUCCGGGUUGGUUUGUUGUUUGCCUCUAAAGCUUUGGUCCAGCUGCUGGUCAACCCGUUUGUUGGUCCGCUCACCAACAGGAUCGGUUACCACAUCCCGAUGUUCGCAGGAUUCAUCAUCAUGUUUGUUUCCACCAUCAUGUUUGCUUUCUCAGGGACGUACGUGCUGCUGUUCUUCGCCCGCUCGCUGCAGGGAAUCGGCUCGUCCUUCUCGUCUGUUGCGGGUCUGGGGAUGUUGGCCAGCGUCUACACCGACGAUGACGAGCGAGGCGUGGCGAUGGGCGUCGCCCUGGGAGGGCUCGCCAUGGGAGUCCUGAUCGGAGCGCCGUUUGGCAGCGUGAUGUAUGACUUUGUGGGGAAGAGCGCCCCCUUCCUGAUCCUGGCCUUCCUGGCUAUGUUUGACGGAGCGUUGCAGCUGUGCAUCCUGCAGCCCUCUAAGAUCUGCCCUGGGAGCGUGGAGGGAACGCCGCUACUGACCCUGCUGAAAGACCCGUACAUCCUGAUCAGCGCAGGGUCUCUGUGCUUCGCCAACAUGGGCGUGGCCAUCCUGGAGCCCACGCUGCCCAUCUGGAUGAUGCAGACCAUGUGUUCCCCCAAGUGGCAGCUCGGAAUGGCCUUCCUCCCGGCCAGCGUCUCCUACCUGAUUGGAACCAACCUGUUCGGACUUCUGGCCAACAAGAUGGGACGGUGGCUCUGCUCCAUGGUGGGAAUGUUUGUCGUCGGAGUCAGCCUGCUGUGUGUUCCCUUCGCCACCAGUAUCUACGGUCUGAUUGGUCCAAACGGCGGCCUGGGCUUCGCUAUCGGGAUGGUGGACUCCUCCAUGAUGGCCAUCAUGGCGUACCUGGUGGACAUCCGCCACGCCUCGGUUUACGGCAGCGUGUACGCCAUCGCCGACGUGGCGCUCUGCAUGGGCUUCGCCAUCGGCCCGUCCACCGGGGGCGCUCUGGUCCAGGCGGUGGGCUUCCCCUGUCUCAUGGUGUUCAUCGGGGUGAUCAACAUCCUGUACGCACCGCUCUGCUUCCUGCUGAGAAACCCGGCUGUUCGGGAGGAGAAGAUGGCGAUCAUCGACCAGGAGUGUGUGAUGCACAGGAAAAGCUACAACACGACCAGAGACAGCCGCGAGUUUCCUCUCAGCGACUGGAGUGAAGAAGAAGAUGAAGAGGAAACGGAGGAGUGAGGCGCUCGCGUCCCGCCGUGGCGUCUCCCAAAGACACGUCUUCCCACUUCCUGUCCAGAGACAGGCCGGCUCGGUUCCAGCUGGAGGACAACCUGCAGGGUGUGAAUACUUUAAAGACGCCUCAGCGGCUUCAGCUGCAGUCGCUGCUGGUUCCUCAUGUUGUUCUGUGUUUGUGCAAAAAUAACAGGACGCUUCAACAGGC
Xiphophorus hellerii (green swordtail) is the source of this 1904-nucleotide messenger RNA. RefSeq names its product solute carrier family 18 member A1 (gene slc18a1). Gene Ontology annotation, molecular function: xenobiotic transmembrane transporter activity; serotonin:sodium:chloride symporter activity. The record is from RefSeq and is a predicted model, not a curated record. Bases 146 to 1702 code for a protein of 518 amino acids. The transcript is spliced from 17 exons. Gene Ontology annotation, cellular component: synaptic vesicle membrane; terminal bouton. NCBI's taxonomy places the organism in Eukaryota, Metazoa, Chordata, Actinopteri, Cyprinodontiformes, Poeciliidae. Gene Ontology annotation, biological process: transmembrane transport; aminergic neurotransmitter loading into synaptic vesicle; xenobiotic transport.